AGGUUAGAUUUGAGUUGAAUCAAAUGGGACACCACAAGAAAGACAAAAAGAAACGAAAAAAAGAUGAUGUUGACAAAAAGGAAAAAGAAAACGAAGAGGUUUUGAACGAUGAUGAGUCGGAUUUGAAGCAUCCUCAAAUAGUGGAUUACCCCUCGGAUAAAGAAGAAGGGGAAGAAAAGUCAAAAAAGCAUAAGAAAAGUAAGAAACACAAAAAGGAAAAGAAGCAUAAGAACAAGGAAAAGAAAAAUAAGAAAUCAGAAAGUGCUGAUGAUGAGCCAAAUAGUGGAGACGAAACUAACUUAAUAUCUCCGACAAAAAAGCGAUCAGACCUGGAAAAUGUGAAUGAAAAUGGUAGAAAUGAGCAUAAUAUUGCAAAUAAUGAAUUUGAAAAUGGGAAAAAGGAAUAUCUCAUGGAUUUUGAAGAGGCGGACGAGCUUGACGAACAUCCAAUGAUUUGCAAUAUAGCAGCUCGUAAAGCUUCGGCAGUGCCCAGACCGUCUUUGAAAGGAGAUAUUGUCAAUUCGUUAUCAGUUAGUAUUGAAGAUGGAUCUUUAAACCAGUUAAGAAGCGACUCGAAAACAGCAAGUUCAAAUGCGGAUAAACAUGCGCAAGGAAACGAGGCUGAUAAAAGCGUUGACGAAAACAGUGCUAGAAAUCGGCGAAGCUCCCCAACCAACGAUUCGAGUAAAAAAGAGCGUGAUCGAAAACGGUCCAGAUCAAGAGGCAGAUCUAAAAGUUGGGGUCGCACCCAGCCCAAGUCUUCUCGAGAAACGAAUCAGUCUGCGAAAGACAGCCGAGAAAAAGACAGACACGAUAGAGACAAGAAAACGUCGAAACGCGACAGAAGAAACAGAACCAGGAGUCGCUCGAGGUCAAGGUCAAAGGAUAGAGGCCAGGGGGGUUCAUCAAAUGGCAAUGACCGAGAGAACAGAAGUGAUCAGAGAAAGAGUUCACGGUACGAUAGGUGGGAUCGAAAGCAUGAAGAGAAACGUCAGAUGAGCUCAAAGCAAACGGCGGCUGAAAUUAAUAACGGACUGUCGGUUGAAGGUUUGAGUGGGAGCGAGACUGAAUCGGAAGAGAAUGUGGACAUCACGAUGGAUAGUGACAACGAGGAGGAGGAAAUCGAGAGACGAAGGCGUGAGAGGAAGUGUUUGGUGGAGUUUUUAUCCGAGGUAGGCGCCGAUCAAGGACAGCAAAAUUCGUUAGACGGUGCCAUGAAAAGUGUUGGGGACUACAAAGACGAAUCAGAGCCCAACCUAAACAGAGGAAACAAGGCUAAGUCAGAUGAACGAGGAAUGAGUGGAGUUAAAAGUAGGAAGAGGAAGAGAAAGCAUAGUGAUUCUUCGACCAGCUCUUCGCGAUCUUCUAGAAGUAGUUCCUCGUCUUCCGCAGGAGGCGAGAUCACCAUGCCGGAAGACAUUUCGGCAACCGACGAGUUUGACCUUCCGGCCUCUAAACUACCGGAGCCGGAGACAAAUCAGCGAGAGUCGUAUAUUGACAAUGAUCUGAUCGCAUCUCUACCGGGCCCCGCACAAGGUACCAAUGUAGUGGGCGAUGAAGACAUGUUUAGUGACAUAGCUGUGGCAAAACGAACUGAACGACAGAAACAGGCUAAUGGCUCGGGGCAGAAUGGAGAGAACCAACAAUCAGCUGGACAGACUGUAGAUCUCAAUGACACUUUUGAUGAUAGUGAGGGAUACUAUCGACUGCGUAUUGGAGAACUGCUGGACAAAAGGUACAAUGUGUUUGGCUUCGUGGGUCAGGGCGUGUUCUCCAACGUCGUCAGAGCCAGAGACACCCUACGAGGAAACCAGCAGGUGGCAAUUAAAAUCAUCCGAAACAACGACCUCAUGCACCGCACUGGCCUGAAAGAGCUGGAACUGAUGCGCUCACUGAAUGACUUCGACAGACAAGACAAGUUCCACAUAUUGAGACUGUUCAGGAGUUUCUACCACCGAGGUCACUUGUGUCUAGUGUUCGAGGCACUCCACAUGAAUCUGAGAGAAGUGCUUAAGAAGUAUGGCAGGGAUGUGGGAUUACAUAUCAAAGCGGUCAGGUCAUACAGUCAGCAGAUGUUCCUGGCUCUCAAGGUAUUGAAGAAAUGUAACAUCAUUCACGCUGAUAUCAAACCAGACAACAUAUUGGUAAACGAGUCCAAAGUCUGUCUCAAACUAUGCGACUUCGGAUCCGCUUCUUUCUCCCACGACAACGACAUUACACCCUAUCUCGUCAGUCGCUUCUACCGAGCACCCGAGAUCAUGCUCGGACUGAAAUACGACUUCGGAAUCGAUCUGUGGAGCUCGGCAGUUUCGCUUUACGAAUUAUACACAGGGAAGAUCCUGUUUCCAGGCCGAAACAACAACCAUAUGUUGAAAUUAUUCCAAGAUCUAAAAGGGAAAGUUUCGAGUAAAUUGAUCAGAAAAGGCGCUUUCGCAAAUCAGCACUUCGACCAAAGUGGAAACUUCAUAUUCCGGGAGAUUGAUAAAAUAACAGAACGAGAAAAAACCACUGUGCUGACUAACAUUAAUCCAUCGAGAGAUUUGAUGGGGGAUUUGUCAGGCAGAGGAUCGGAAAAAAUGGCCGAUAGCCAGACUAAAAAAGUGGCGCAGUUUAAAGAUAUUCUUGAAAAAUGUUUUCCAAUUGAUCCAACGAAACGGAUAACGUUAAAUCAAGCUUUGAUGCACCCUUUUAUCCAAGAGAAAAUGGAUUAAUUUUUUUCUCAAGCGAUGAAAAAAACUCGAAGUAGAAUUUUGAACAUUUGGGAGUAAUAGUUAAUUUCUUGCAGUUUUUUCCUUGUUUGGUCAGUUAUAAAUUUUGUUGAUCAGAGCCAAUUUAGCUUUUCCGCUGAUAUCUUUUAGUCACGAA
This is a messenger RNA of Symsagittifera roscoffensis, 2865 nucleotides long. Its product is annotated as serine/threonine-protein kinase PRP4 homolog. Bases 24 to 2711 code for a protein of 895 amino acids. Gene Ontology annotation, molecular function: protein serine/threonine kinase activity; ATP binding. NCBI's taxonomy places the organism in Eukaryota, Metazoa, Xenacoelomorpha, Acoela, Convolutidae. The record is from RefSeq and is a predicted model, not a curated record. The transcript is spliced from 7 exons. Gene Ontology annotation, biological process: mRNA cis splicing, via spliceosome; peptidyl-threonine phosphorylation; peptidyl-serine phosphorylation.